AAAAUAAUAAAAUUAAUAUUGAUAAAAAACUAAAUCAUAGAAUUAAUAAAAAUGAACUCAAAACCUUUAUUACUUGGUUCUUUACUUGCAAUCAUCGCAUUCAGUGGAUACUUGUUGAUUUCUGAAAAAACUUUAGUUAAUUCUGAUAGUGAACGUGCCACCUUUAGUGAAUGGCAAUAAUGUUUAAAAGAAAAAUGGAAUCCAUUUUGUAACUAAACUAAAGAUCCUUAAGAAAUUUAAAAAUGCAAUAAUGUCUAUAGCGGUAUUACUUAGUGUGAAGUUCAUAAUGACGCUUGCAAUAGAUUUUUCAUCUACUUUGAAGAGCCUGAAGAAGAUGCUCCUCUCCCUGAUUGCUUUUACUAAUGUACUAAAGCAUGCCAAUAGUUUGCUACAGGUGAUAUUUAUGCUGAAACUAAUUACUAAAUUUAACAUUAUGAGUGUGCUUACAAAAAUUGA
Molecule: messenger RNA, 456 nt
Organism: Tetrahymena thermophila SB210
Lineage: Eukaryota; Ciliophora; Oligohymenophorea; Hymenostomatida; Tetrahymenidae
Product: transmembrane protein, putative
Exons: 1
Source: RefSeq, a predicted model, not a curated record